AUGCCUAUUUCUAGUCAUUCUCAUAGCGGACAAUUUUGUUUACAUGCUCAGGGAACUUUAGAGCAGGUUAUUCUUGAAGCUAUCCAACAGGGAUUUCAUACAUUUUCAUUUACUGAACAUUGUCCUCGAAAGUAUGCAGAGGAUCUAUACCCAGAAGAGUCCCAUUUAACCUCCGAUGAUUUGUUUCAUACAUUUGAUGAGUAUAUCCAAACUGCAAAACAACUUCGAGAGAAAUAUGCAGACAAAAUUCAAAUUUUAAUAGGAUCCGAGACGGAAUACAUUCGUCCAGACUCCAUUGACCUUUUACGAGAACUGGUUGCAAAAUACGAUUUGGAUUAUUUAGUAGGCAGUGUGCAUCAUGUGAAUGCGAUUCCUAUUGACUUUUCAGUCGAACUUUGGCACAAAGCUUUAGAACACGUUGGAGGAUGUUAUGAAAAACUUUUUUUGGAUUAUUUUGAUCAUCAAUAUACCCUCUUGACAUCUUUACAGCCCCUUGUCGUUGCUCACUUUGACUUGAUUUGCUUAUAUGCAAAUGAAGAAGCUAUGAAGGUGUUUACGAAUUCAUCCGAGGUAUGGAAACUUAUUGAAAGAAACAUAGAAUAUGUGAAUAGCUACGGCGGCGUUUUUGAAAUCAACACAUCUGCUUUCCGAAAAGGAUGGUCUGUUGCUUACCCAAAACCUCAACUUAUCAAGUUAAUGCAAAAACAUAAUAGCCGAUUUACCUUGUCUGAUGACAGCCAUGGUCCUCACCAAGUAGGUCUAAAUUAUCAUCGAGGCAAAGAAUACUUGGAAAAGGAAGGCAUUCACGCCCUUGCUGUUCUUUCCCGUAACUCCAAAGAGAGCCCUACUACUUACCAAAUGGUUUCUGUUUCUCAAAUAUGGUCUAAUUUUGUAGGGAAAAAUGGUUUGUCUCCAUAA
Schizosaccharomyces octosporus yFS286 is the source of this 918-nucleotide messenger RNA. RefSeq names its product histidinol-phosphatase. Gene Ontology annotation, molecular function: histidinol-phosphatase activity. Gene Ontology annotation, cellular component: cytoplasm. The coding region runs from base 1 to 918 and encodes 305 amino acids. NCBI's taxonomy places the organism in Eukaryota, Fungi, Ascomycota, Schizosaccharomycetes, Schizosaccharomycetales, Schizosaccharomycetaceae. The transcript has 4 exons. Gene Ontology annotation, biological process: L-histidine biosynthetic process. The record is from RefSeq and is a predicted model, not a curated record.